AACAUGGAGGAAACUGGUUUUCUCCCCAUUGUUGUGGCUAUGCUUGAUGGUCUAUGUAAUGAUGGUCAGUUUAAAGAAGCCUUAAGAAUUUUUGAUUUCAUGAAGAAGAAAGGAACCAUUCCUGGGGUUGUCCUAUACACAAAUGUAGUGGAGCUCUACACUAAGGCCCACGAGGCUGAUGAUGCCAAAAGGAUUUUCAGGCAAAUGCGGAGUAGUGGCAAUUCACCCAAUGCUUUCAGUUACAAUGUGCUCAUACAAGGACUCUGCGAAUGUAGCAGAUUACAAGAUGCUUUUGAAUUUUGUGUGGAGAUGUUAGAAGUAGGUCAUUCUCCAAAUGUGACAACUUUUGUGGGUCUAGUAGAGGGCUUCUGCAAGGAAAAGGGGGUUGAAGAAGCAAAGGAUGCUAUCAGAACAUUAACAGAAAAGAGUUUUGUAGUUAAAGAGAAAGCUGUUAGGCAAUUUUUGAACAAGAAAGCACCAUUUUCACCCUCAGUUUGGGAGGCCAUCUUUGGGAAGAAAGCCGCAUAG
Gastrolobium bilobum is the source of this 528-nucleotide messenger RNA. RefSeq names its product pentatricopeptide repeat-containing protein At4g38150-like. The record is from RefSeq and is a predicted model, not a curated record. Bases 4 to 528 code for a protein of 174 amino acids. The transcript has a single exon. Gene Ontology annotation, molecular function: protein binding. NCBI's taxonomy places the organism in Eukaryota, Viridiplantae, Streptophyta, Magnoliopsida, Fabales, Fabaceae.